Molecule: messenger RNA, 2535 nt
Organism: Thunnus maccoyii (southern bluefin tuna)
Lineage: Eukaryota; Metazoa; Chordata; Actinopteri; Scombriformes; Scombridae
Gene: ppp1r3b
Product: protein phosphatase 1, regulatory subunit 3B
Exons: 3
Coding region: 387-1259 (290 amino acids)
Biological process (GO): regulation of glycogen biosynthetic process
Cellular component (GO): protein phosphatase type 1 complex
Molecular function (GO): protein phosphatase 1 binding; glycogen binding
Source: RefSeq, a predicted model, not a curated record
CGGCCCAGGUGACGUCCCCGGUCCUGACAGCCUGUCGAUCACUCCGUCAGAACGGCCUCUGAUUGGCUGCGUGUCGGUGUUCACGUGAACACAGAGUGGUGGUUUUGAAGCCACGAGAGAAAUAUGUGCAACAACAGGGAGAAGCUGAGGAGAGGAGCUCGCGACCACACCGGCUGCAGGUGUCCGGGACUUUGUCCUUUUAUAAAGAUCCAGAACAAAAAGAGGCGCGCUGUGAAACUUCAAGGAUGAUUUCCAGUGACGUAGCUGCGUCUGAGCUGCUGCUGUUGUAGCAUCAUCAAGUUUUAUGGAAGAUGCAAACUGACAGAAAACAGCGAACAUACGGAGUCCUGGAUGGAUCCUGCUGCUGAGUGAACUCUCCUGCAGGGAUGUGGAGCGUCCUGAGCGUGCUUCCUGCCACCAUGCCGAUCGACAUGGCGUCUACUCUGUUCCUGUCCAAAGAGGAGUUCAUCUACAGGGCGACUCCUGAAACCUGCGAGGCUCCUCUGAGCUCGUUUCAACGUUCUCACUGUGUCAAUCAGGUCCAACCAGAGGACAGAUCCUCCAGGAAAGACGCCAGAAAAGCCAAGAAGCAGGUGACGUUUGCGGAUCACAGAGGCCUGUCUCUAACCAGAGUGAAGGUCUUCUCCCAGUUCAAUGAUCCGAUCGAUAUUCCUCUGAACAUCCAGGAGAUGCUGAGCUCGGCGCUGUCUGUGAUGGCUGAGGAGGACAAACUGGUGCUGGACUUCACUCAGCCGUCCUCAGACUACCUGAACUUCCGCCAGAGUUUAGAGAGGAACUGCGUGAUCCUGGAGCACUGCAUGCUGAAGGAGAAGGCGCUAACAGGAACCGUUAAAGUCAGGAAUCUGGCCUUUGAGAAGUCGGUGAAGCUGCGAGUGACCUUUGACACCUGGAAGAGCCACACAGACGUGGCCUGUGAGUACGUGAAGGACACGUAUCCCAGCUCGUACAGCGACACCUUCUCCUUCCAGGUGAGUCUGCCGGACGAGCUGCGGCCGCACGAGCGCAUCGAGUUCGCCGUCUGCUACGAGGUGGACGGCUGCGAGUACUGGGACAGCAACCAGGGGAGCAACUACCGGAUCCUCUGGUCCUCCAUGAGGAGGCGCGAUCAGGACGCCUGCAGCCACCGCAGAGACUUCGGGAUUCAUUUUGACCGAUACGGCAGCCCGACCUGCUCACACGGGAUCUUCCCCGACUGGCCGAGCUACGCCGGGUACGAGAACAUCGGCCCGUACUACUGAACAUCUGUACGAGGUUUAUUUUUAAGGACUUGUGUUAAUGAAGCCUGUUAAAUGUCAUGUUGUUGAUUCAGCAAAAUCUGCUGUUUUUAAAGCAAAAUCUGGCACCAAUGAAGCGUAUAGAUAGAAUACUUUCAGUUUAUGGAUUGUUUUUAGUCUGUGCAAUGUCACAAGAUAAGGAACAAAUCACCAUUGCAGCUUCCCAGAGCUCAAGACGCCAUCUUUAAACUGCAAGUUUUGUUUGGAUGAUAUUUAAAAACUCAUAAACACACAAGUGAUUUACAUCUUAAGACACUGUUACCAUCUGCUUCCUUAGUGUCAAAAACACUUGUGUCUGUUGUUUUCUCUUGUGUUUCUUGUGGAUGAGGAUCUCUGACAUCACUGUGAACCAAAUCUAAGCUGUCGGCCUCCAGUUUCCCAGAACCCCAAACCCUUUUCCAUCCAGCUCAGUCUGCAGACCUGUCGCAUCACAUUUCCUCUCUGGUGAAUUCUGUUUUUAUAACCACAGAAAGAACUCUUUGUUUUCUGUAACUGCAUGUUGGUGAACUGAUGGCUGGUUAAUGUUGAUAAAACAUCACAAUUAUGUUCUUUUCACAAUUAGAAAAUUAUGAGUCUAAGGUGACGUCUUCAGAUCUCUUGUUUGAUCAAGCUCAGAGUCUAAAACACUAAACAGUGAGAAAAGCAGCAAAUUCUCACAUUUGAGAAGCUAGAAGUUGAUCAUUUUUUGGCCCUUCUGCUUAAAAAAGUACUAAAACCAAUUAAUAAAAUUUCAAAGUAUUGAUAUUAGCCACUAAUCGAUCAAUCUGUGCUCCUCAGGUGACACCACACAGCCUCACCCAGAGAUGCUGGUAAUGGUUUAAUAUUUCACAGAAACUGUUGGUUCAGAAGGUUUUAUCUCUCGUUUCUUUCACAAUAAUGUAAAAACACACACGAGAGUUCAGUCAGUCACUGUUUUUACAUUCACUGGGGCCAGUAGGGGAGAAAAUGUGACAUUCAGUUUUAAUUUAUUGUUAUAUUUUUAAAAAGUCAACCAGAAAACGUUCAAUUCUUUUCAGCAGAAUCUUUAACCUGCUGCAGCUGAAUCUGAACAAACCCACAUAUAAACACCAGAGAGAAAUUACAUUAUUCAUCUAAUGGUGUUUGUUUAAUUUGUAAUUUAGGAUUGAUUUUCUUUGUUGAAAUGUCUUUAUGUAUGUCAUGUUCAGUGUUGAAGCUUCUGCUUUCAUGGGAUUGUUAUGAAGUUGAAAGAAAUGCUGCUCAAUAAAGUCAUUUAUAUAAA